Paramecium octaurelia is the source of this 1960-nucleotide messenger RNA. The record is from the annotation of a GenBank genome assembly. NCBI's taxonomy places the organism in Eukaryota, Ciliophora, Oligohymenophorea, Peniculida, Parameciidae.
AUGAGCAAUAGUGUAAAUGGGGAUGACUUUUCUGAAAGAGAGGAUUGCGAUCUCGAAGACGAUGAUCAAAUGCCCUAAUUAAACAUGGAACAAGUAACUGAAAUUAAAACAAAAGGUUUACACAUCAAUGACAUCUGAACACAAUGGAAUCUUUGCCCAAUCAUUUCUCAUCUCGAAAUAAAUUACAUCCAACCUCAUCAAACAAUCAUUAAAAAUCGCAGAAGAACAAGUAUUACCAUCGUUUCUAAGUAGUUUAUACAAAAGCAAAUUCCCCUAAGUUCCAAUGCAUAAGUGAUGACCAUAAUGGAAUUGAUUGUAGCCAGUUAUUACAAUGAAGAUGGAUUGCCCAUCAAUGGAUGUAAUAUGACUGAAGAUGGCGAACCUGUAUAUAUGCCUAUCUAUUAAAGAAUGUAAUACAUUAUGAUCGUUGGAGGAGAAAUAGAGUCAACAUUGAAGAAAUGAAUUAGUCAUUUUCUGAUAAUGAAGAGGAAUAUGUUGAAAAUGAAUUGCCAUCGCAACACAAUAGCUAAAAAAAUAACAAGUUACGAUUUUCUGUUUUGGAAAAGAAAAAAACACCAGUUGUUGCACCACCAAAAUCAAGUCAUUCAGAAAUAAGAUUGAUAGAAUUUUAAGUGGCAGAGGAUGAAGAUGAAUAUAUUGAUAAAUUAAGAUAGAAGAAAUUGUAUGAUAUUAAGAAGAAGAUUGAAAUUGAACAGAAAAUGAAAGAAGACAUUAUUCAAAAUUAAGUACCAAUUUAAUUAUUACCUUUUAGAAAAAAGAAUAAUCCUCCAAUAAAUACACCUAUGAUUACGAUGGCAAAAUUUUACUAUCAAGAGGAGUCAAAUACGAUAAAUUAUAGCCAACUGUAACGAAGUUAAAGGUAGAGAUGAAGGAUCUUCCAAAAACAACCAAUUAAUAGAAUAUUCAGCAAAGCAACUCAAAAAAGGGAAGCAAAUAAGUUAUCUAAACUUAAUAGCCAGUGCUCAUUCCACCUAAAGCCAGUGCAGACAUACCGAACAAAGUAAAAUCAUGAAUUAUAUUAGAAUAUCAUAGAUCGAAAGGACGUAGCUAAAGAUGCAACUGGAGAUAAAGGACUUCGUAUUGACAGAGGAGCCUAAUUACCUUAUGAUACCUUCUCUAUGACAAAUGGUGUUAAAUUGAUCUACGAUUCGAGAUACAAGGAAGGAAUCAGGUAUUAGAUUAGUGAUUCAGCUGAGUAAUUACAAUAUAGAUUGUCAGGACAAAACUUUUUACCUGGUGAUGACAUAAGUAAAUAAAUGCAACAAAUUCGGCUAACUCGAGCAGAGUAUAAGAUGUUGACUGACAAUGGUAAUCCAUUUCAAUAAUAAACUAAAUCUUAAUUUAUACCUUAGGAGAGUGUUGAAACAAAAAAGACCUUAGAAAAUACUAAACUUGAAAAGACAGUUCAAUUCAAUGAGAGUCAUCUUGUUAUGAAUAAGUUUUAGACCAACAAACCUUAAUUAUAGAAAAUUGAGACUCAAUCGGAGAAGAUAUUGACAAAAAAUGCCAAAUUACUUGAAAAUCUGUUGGUCCAACCUCAUAAGCCUGAUACUCCGAGUCAACCAGUUAAGCAAAGUGAACCAUAGAUUAAGUUAGUAAUUUUCAUCUUAAUUAGAAAUCCUAUUGACACUUUUAAUCAAUCCUUGCUCAACUCUAAGGAAUGGGGCAAGGCUAAUGCCAAGAUUGGGUACUUUCCACCUGUGCGUGUGUCGUAGCAUCGAGGACACAAUGGGUCAUUAGAAUAACUGUAUUGUUUUUGAUCCAUGAAUCUAGUUACAAGCUGCCCAGGGAUAGAAUCAAUGUGCAAUAAUAGAGAACUCAAAGUGAGUUCUAUAAAUUGUUACCGAAGAGAUCUGCGCAUUAAUCAAUGAGUGAAGGGAUGUUGUAGACAUUUUACACUACACAUUCCAAGUUUGAUGAAAAACUUAGAUAAUUUUGA